GGGAAAUGUGACCUAGGGAUAGAAUUGGCCAGGAGGGAGAUGUCUCUGAGGGAGGGGUUGGAGUGGGAAACAAAAAGAGUGGAUAGACAAAUGAAACUGAAAUGUGAGGAUUUCUGAGCAGAUCAGAAUCUUGAUUGAAGCAAAUAAUCUUUGGGAAAGGAUAAGGUUUAAGAUUGAAAAGGCAGAAUGGGGCUAGGUGACAUAGGGCCUUGAGUUCCGAAAUGAAUUCUACUGUAGCUUGUAUAUUCUAGAGCAUGCUGGUUAGGAUGUGCUGUAAUUCAGUGUGUAUGAAGUACACAGAUUCUUUUUGGAAAUGACGUAGAGUGAUAUCUCAUUGGAAGCUGGAAUCUGAUUCUCACAGCAGCAAUAUCUAGAAAGAUUGUAGAAUUACUGCAGUGUGAGACCCAGGGAGGGAAAACACCCAGAUUUUUUGCUCCCAAGUUACCUUUGUGCCCUUUUGUUAUUCAAAGAGUGCUUAGUCUUUGAAAAUAGAUUUGAGGAAGUUGUUUUCGAGAUAUAAAUUCUUUGCCCUGAUAUGAUGAAUGAUAUGUAUUGACUGGAAUAGUGGUUUAGUGAUGAGCAAAGUUAGGAUUCUGAGCAUUCAUUCCCAGACCAGUUUCCCUUACUAACCUUGUGCUCAAAUAUGAAUAACUACACUGCAGGAAAAUGUCAAUUACUCUCAGACUAAAUAAAAGUAAUCAAACUUGAAGUCAAUUAACAAUCAUCAUGGAAGUUCAUUGAGUUAUACUCUGCCAGAACUUCUUGGUCCUGAUGUCUGACCAUGGAGAUGUGAGCCUCCCUCCCGAAGACCGGGUGAGGACUCUCUCCCUGAUGGGUAGUGCAGUGGAGAUAAAUGAAGACAUUCCACCCCGUCGGUACUUCCGCUCUGGAGUUGAGAUGCUCCGAAUGGCAUCCAUUUACUCUGAGGAAGGCAACAUUGAACAUGCCUUCAUUCUCUAUAACAAGUAUAUGACGCUCUUUAUUGAGAAACUACCAAAACAUCGAGAUUACAAAUCGGCUGUCAUUCCUGAAAAGAAAGACACAGUAAAGAAAUUAAAGGAGAUUGCAUUUCCCAAAGCAGAAGAGCUGAAGGCAGAGCUGUUAAAACGAUAUACCAAAGAAUAUGCAGAAUAUAAUGAAGAAAAAAAGAAGGAAGAGGAAGAAUUUGCCCGGAACCUGGCCAUCCAACAGGAGAUGGAAAAGGAAAGACAGAGGGUAGCACAACAGAAGCAGCAACAGUUGGAGCAGGAACAGUUCAGUGCCUUUGAGGAGAUGAUCCGGAACCAGGAACUAGAAAAAGAGCGGCUGAAAAUUGUACAGGAGUUUGGGAAGGUGGACCCUGGCCCAGGCGGCCCACUGGUGCCUGACUUGGAGAAGCCCUCCCUAGAUGUGUCCCCCACGGUACCUGUUGCAUCCACACAGCCUUCAGACUGUAAUACAACUGCGAGGCCUGCCAGACCACCUGUGGUGGACAGAUCCUUAAAACCUGGAGCAUUGAGCAACUCAGAAACUCCUACUAUCGAUGGACUGCGCCACAUGGUGGUGCCUGGGAGGCUCUGCCCACAGUUUCUCCAACUAGCCAGUGCCAACACUGCUCGGGGAGUAGAGACAUGUGGAAUUCUCUGUGGAAAACUGAUGAGGAAUGAAUUUACCAUCACCCACGUUCUCAUCCCCAAGCAAAGUGCUGGCUCUGAUUAUUGCAACACGGAGAACGAAGAAGAGCUUUUCCUCAUACAGGAUCAGCAGGGCCUCAUCACAAUGGGCUGGAUUCAUACUCAUCCCACACAGACCGCAUUCCUCUCCAGUGUUGACCUACACACUCACUGCUCCUAUCAGUUGAUGUUGCCGGAGUCAAUAGCCAUCGUUUGCUCCCCUAAGUUCCAGGAAACUGGAUUCUUUAAACUAACUGACCAUGGACUAAAGGAGAUUUCUUCCUGUCGCCAGAAAGGAUUUCAUCCGCACAGCAAGGACCCACCACUCUUCUGUAGCUGCAGCCACGUGACUGUUGUGGACAGAGCAGUGACUAUCACUGAUCUUCGAUGAGAGUUUGACCCCAACACCUGUCAAGAACCAUAAAACCACAUCAGUGUACUGUAGCCCCUUAAUUUAAACUUUCCAUAAAGCUCUGGAAGCUUUUUUAGACAAAACAGAAAGUGAAUAUCACCUGGGAGAGAACGGAUUUUUUAAUUUUUGAUUUGAAAAGAAAUAAUUGAAUAUAUUUUUUAGACAAGUCUGGAAAAUAGCAUGAUUAUGCUAAAGCAACUUUUCAGUCUGCCUAUAACUAAGAAAUUAAGUUGAAAGAAGGGUAUAAUGAACACUCAUGUACUCUUUGUUCUAGAUUCACCAAUUAUUAACAUUUUCUUUCAGCUCUCCUAAUUUCUCUGCCAACGUGUUUAUUGUUUACCUUUGAACUAACUAAAGGCAUCUAUGCAGAAAUUUGGAAGCCAUUCAGAAAACCUCUGGGUUUUCCUGUAAUUUAUGGCAAUAUUAAUGAACUUUUUUACGAGGGCCAGGGACAGCUCACCAUGUCCCACCAGAUGGUGAGGCUUGACAAUCCUGAAGGAUGAUUUUGUCAGGAAUUAUUGUUAUUUAACAAACAUGUCAGGAUAUUUUUUCCUCUACAAUAAAAUAACAGUUAACCUGUGUGUGUGUGUGUGUGUGCUUUAGAGCGAUCUGUUUGAUCAAGCAUUGUCUGAACAGGCUAACUAAAAGGUCUAGCUGUUUGGGAAUAUGGAAUUUGAGAUGUACUGCCAUAAAAGUGUGUCCCAGUUCACUUGUAAUUAUUCAGUGUUUUUGUCCAACUGUUGCCAUCAUCCAGGGCCGUGAAGUCAUCUGUUCGUUUUGGUGCUGUCUCAAGUAGGUCAUCCCAUUCACUUCCUCCCUCUGCCCUAAAAGCUUUCAGAUGAAGGUAACAGAGCCUUUCUUUGGAGUGCCAUGUUACACUCCAAGUAAUUGAUUGCGUUCCCAUGCCACCCCACCCUACCAAUUUUUUGUGUUGACUGUUCUUUUCUGACUUGGGCAACAUUUAGGAAGGUGUUUAAAGCUGCAGUUGAUCCUGUGUUUUUCUUUGUAUGAGCUGUCUUAGGUUCGAAGGUGGCCUAGAAAUAAUGGUGUUGUUUGUGACCCCUCAGGUGGGGGCAGAAGAGUAAAUAGCUUGGAUAGGAGAGGAAUGGUUUCUUUUUAUAUCAAAAUUCUGUGGGGAAAAGUCUGCAAAUGUAUGAAAUUUUGCUUCAUUUAAAAAUUUUAUGUCCUGGAUAUGUUCAGUCUUUAUCAUUUAGGUUAGUGGUGGAACUAUUCCCCUGAAAGCCAAGUCCCUAUAUUCUUGUUCUUCUAUAUUCUUGGGUUCUUAACCCCAAAGAUACUGGAAAUUCUUUCUCCUGCAGUUUCAGUGUAGGUAGGAAUGUGGGGCCGAGUGGGGAAGUACCUCACCUGUGACAGUCCCCCUUUCCCUACUUGUGGCCCAAGGCAGCCUAGAUAGUUCCACCUUACCCUAACAGUCACUUAAGUUCUUGCCCCUAGCUAACACAUUAAAAUACCUGAGUUUUUAAAUACUUGUGUCCCACCCCCACCCCAGUGAAAUCGGGGGGCUCCAGGUAUUGUUUCUGUUUUGUUUUUGUCUUUCUCUAAAGCGGCUAGGAUUCUCAAGCACAGCCAGGGUUGCAAACCAGUGCACCAGUCAUUUAUACCUAAGAAUUGUGUGCUCUCCUUUCAGUCUCUGCAGAUCAGAGGCAUUCAGCAAGUGUUUGUUGAACCAAAGUGAACUAAAUGUAUCAUAUGUUGCAGCCACAUUGAUCACUUACUGUUUUCCAAAUGGCCACAUUUUCUUGCCUCUUUACCUUUGCAUAAGAAAGCUCAGUGGCUGGGCGGGCUUAGGAAAGCAGU
Miniopterus natalensis is the source of this 3882-nucleotide messenger RNA. It is a transcript of the gene STAMBP, whose product is annotated as STAM binding protein. Gene Ontology annotation, molecular function: K63-linked deubiquitinase activity; protein binding; metal-dependent deubiquitinase activity. The record is from RefSeq and is a predicted model, not a curated record. Gene Ontology annotation, cellular component: cleavage furrow; endosome. Lineage: Eukaryota; Metazoa; Chordata; Mammalia; Chiroptera; Miniopteridae. Gene Ontology annotation, biological process: protein K63-linked deubiquitination.